AUGGCCGCCGCACCCGUCGCCCCGCCGCCGGCGUCCGCGGACGACGAGAUCGUGUACGAGUCCAUGCCCUGCAUCCGCGUCUACAAGAACCGCGUGGAGCGCUACUUCGGCACCGAGUUCGUCGCCGCCUCCACCGACGCCGCCACGGGCGCCGCCAAGCUCCCCAUCCUCGUCUACUACCACGGCGGCGGCUUCUGCCUCGGCUCCGCCUUCAACCCCACCUUCCACGCCUACUUCAACACCUUCGCGGGCCUCGCCAACGUCCUCGUCGUCUCCGUCGAGUACCGCCUCGCCCCCGAGCACCCCGUCCCCGCCGCCUACGCCGAUUCCUGGGACGCGCUCGCCUGGGUCGUCUCCCCAUCUCGCCGCCCCUGCCGCCGACGACUCCAACCGGGACCCGUGGAUCGCGGGCCACGCCGACUUCUCCCGCCUCUACCUGGGCGGCGAGAGCGCGGGCUCCAACAUCGCGCACCACAUGGCGAUGCGCGUGGCCGCGGAGGGCUGGCGCACGGCGCCCGGAUCCGGGGCCUCGUCAUGAUCCACCCCUACUUCCUGGGCACCGACAAGGUGCCCUCCGACGACCUCAGCCCGGAGGUGCGCGAGAGCCUGGGCUCCCUCUGGCGCGUCAUGUGCCCGACCACCACGGGGGAGGACGACCCGCUCAUCAACCCGUUCGUGGACGGCGCCCAGCCGCUGGCGUCCCUGGCGUGCGGCCGCGUGCUCGUGUGCGUCGGCGAGGGCGACGUGCUCCGCGACCGCGGCCGCGCCUACUACGACCGGCUCAGGGCCAGCGGGUGGCCCGGCGAGGCGGAGAUUUGGCAGGCGCCCGGCAAGGGACACACGUUCCACCUCCUGGAGCCAAGCUGCGAAGAGGCCGUCGCGCAGGACAAGGUCAUCAGCGACUUCCUCAACCGCUGA
This is a messenger RNA of Miscanthus lutarioriparius, 918 nucleotides long. The record is from the annotation of a GenBank genome assembly. NCBI's taxonomy places the organism in Eukaryota, Viridiplantae, Streptophyta, Magnoliopsida, Poales, Poaceae.